This is a messenger RNA of Monopterus albus (swamp eel), 2253 nucleotides long. RefSeq names its product fas-binding factor 1-like. Lineage: Eukaryota; Metazoa; Chordata; Actinopteri; Synbranchiformes; Synbranchidae. The record is from RefSeq and is a predicted model, not a curated record. Gene Ontology annotation, cellular component: ciliary transition fiber; centriole; ciliary basal body. Gene Ontology annotation, biological process: cilium assembly; establishment of epithelial cell polarity. The transcript has 18 exons.
AUGUCGGUCUCUGAGGCUAAUAUGUCUAAGCAGGAAGACUCUUUAGGCCUGAGGGAAGAAAUGCAUCUGGGGUCGAUUGUAAGUAAACACGCCACUUCAGAGGCUACUGGGGGCAGAGAGGACACACUCGCAUCUGCCAAGGAAACUAACACCACAUUCUUUGGACAGGCCAGCCCCACUGCUCACUCCACCCCUGUUAGAAACGAGAGGCCCAAGCAAGCUGUUCCACAGCAAAUGCAAAACACUACAGCUGCUGUCCAGCAACAGGUGAUGUUUUCAGCAGACAGUCUGCAGCAGCUGCUACUACAACAGCAGAUGAUGCAGACUCAGUUGCUGGGUCUCGGGGGUGUUGUGGAUGCAGGGUUGCUGCAGAGGCUCAAAGACAAAGAGCAGCAACCUGGAGAUUAUCAGGCUUUACAGGCUCGCAUCAUCCAGCUGGAGGGGCAGGUGAAGACCCUGCAGCUUGAGCGAGACCAGAGCCAGAUGUUGCUAGAGAGUGUCCAGCAGCGGCAUAAACAGGAUUUGGAACUCGUGGAAAACAUGCACAUGAGUCGUGUCAAGCUGCUCGAGGAAUCAGCAACCCAGAGGGAGACACGAGCGAGACAGGAGUGUGAAGACCUAAUGGAACGCCUGGCCUCAGUAACACGAUCGGCCGAGCAGGAAUUUUCAGAGCUGCAGGCUCAGUACCAGCGCAAACUGGCCCAGGCCCAGCAGGACAGAGGUCGUGAGGUGGAGCGACUCAGGGAUCUCCAGAGAAAAUCUAUCCUGGAGAUGAAGAAAGACUAUGAGGACCAGAUCCAAAGACUGAAAUUUUUGUAAUAUCUACCCUUGUCCAGGUCACUUGCGGUGGUGAUUGAGCAGAUGGAGCAGUUCUCCUCUCGGCUGGGAGAGCUUUCCUCUCGGGUGGAGAGCACACAUGAACACACAGCCCACAGCCUGGAGCAGGGGGCACGGCACCGAGACGAGCAGCUUCGAACAUUGCAGAAUCGUCUGGCUGAGGAGCAGAAAGCCACGGCGAAGGAGAGAGCGUACCUCAAGGAAAUCAUAUCCAGGAUGGACACUCAGCUCAAUGAGCAGCAGAGACAGCUUGAGAAGGAGCGUUGGAAGAUGACAGCGGAGCAGGCCAAAGCAGAGUCAACCCAAAGAGGCCUAGAGGAAGAGCGACGCUCCCUUAGCAUGCAACUCAAUAUGGAGAGAGAGGAGCUGGAAAAAGCAAAGAGCGCAUUACUGGAGGAGCAGAAGUCAGUGAUGCAGCACUGUGCGGAGGAGAGGAGGAAGCUGGCGGCUGAGUGGGCCCACUUCCACACACAGGAGAAGCAGAGGCGUGAGAGGGCUGAACGGGAGGUCAGCAGUCUCCUGGAGAAGAGAGAGGGCUCCAUCAUGAGUCUGGCACAAGAACAAGCUGACCUAAAGUUUCGUACUGCAGAGCUAAAACAGAAGGAGAUGGCUGUGGCACAGGAGCGAGAAACUUUGGAGAGACUAAGAGAAGAACUAGACAGAGAGAAAGAGAAAAUAAGCAGCACUGCCCUGAGACUCAAAGCACGAGCCCAGGAGGUGGAGGCGUUCAGCAAGCUUGCUGCAGAGAAGUUUGACGAAGGAGAACGAGCGUUGCGGGAGGGAAAGCGUGUGGAAGCUGAGCAUGAGGCACGGCUCAGAAACAUCCAUAUCCAAACUGAGCGGCUGAGGCAGCAAGAACAACGAAUCCUCCAGGAUCGAAAAGGAUUAAAUCUGCAGAAGGAGACAGAAAGGCUGAAACAGGAAACUCCUGCUAUAGGUUUACCACAAAGUAUUCCACCCAUUUUACCAGACUUGAGCUCAGCGAUGCUGAACCCUGAGCUGGCAUCAACCCUGAAUAUUCCCCCUCCUACUUCAUUUGCCAGCUCUGAGUCCAUGGCGCUGCAGGCCAGUCUGGCACUGUGGAGGUACACUGCAGAAAAGGACCGCGAAUUCCUCCUAGAAGAGCAGAUCUUUCUAGAAAACCUGAAGAAGAAAUCUUACAGAUCAUCCUACAUCACAGACUGACCAAUGUGUUCUGGGCGUUCCCAGUAAAAUUCAGGUUACUGUCAAUAUACUUAAUACCUCAAUGUGCCUAUAUGACUUUUAUACACAAUCUUAGUUUUAUUAAACGUUUUAGAUCAAACAUGAUUCUUAAUUUGCAUAUAAACCAAUCUACUGCAUUUGAUAUUUUCCUGUGGCAUCAAGGCUUCUGGAUCAGUCCCAAACUGGGGUCGUGGUCAUUUCCCUGCUGACUUC